GUUGAACGUGCAAAAUGAAAAAUUGACUUGUCAAAUACCCUGUUUGUUGUUGGUUUCUGUUUCAUUUGAAUGUUUAAUACAUGUCAAAGGGCCAUACUAGUUCGCCUUCUAGCCUCUGUUUGGCUCCAUGAAUUGUCCAUUGGAGAAGUGACAUAAGGAUACAAAAUCUGGACGUUGGAGAACAUUGAGCAAGUGUGAGCAAGGCUUCCUCUAUGGUGAGACACGGGGUCAGUAUCGACACUGCAAUUAGUUUGAUCGUUGGAUCCACCCACACAUGGCCAGUGCAUGAAUUAAGGAUAAAUAUUCACAGCGGGAGAGCAGAUAGACGCACCGAGCACAGACCCUCGAGCAUCAGCCGUCCUCUCCUCGCUCCGUACGGGGGCUUUUGGCCGACCAACUGCGUCAAAUCGUGUUUAUGUGGGCAGCACAUGUUGCUAAAUUGUGUUUUUGCACGAGGUCGUGGUACUACCAGCGAACACUUGUUAGACUCUAGUGGAUUCACGCAGAUGUAGGUUCCGAGGCACGGACGAUUCAACCCGAAAGGCAUAGUCCCAGGUCGACACCCAGGCCGUACUCAAGGCCAUCCGAACCCACCAGGUUGCCCGAUAGUCUCGCUCUGCCGAUCAACCUAUGAACGAACACACUCUUUGAUCACAGACUUACGGAUAACGCUCCGAUCCACCAGGGAAUCAAAAACCUGCACUGCUUUCCGAAAUACAGAUCGAUGAAGGAAACUUCUUCAAGCUGAGUCUUGUUGGAAGUUGGAUUUGAGAGGGCUUGGGUUCGUCACCCGAUAAGGAAUGUUACUAGAGAAGAUGAGCGAAGUGGACGUCCACUCAACGUCCGCAGACAGGGACCGGAAGCCAAAUGAAAAGCUCGAGAAGGAGAUAAGUGUUCUCCACAACAGAUUGCGAGAAGCUCAUGGUAUUAUUGAUGACAUGGGGAAGCAGAUGGAGCUUCAGAAGACAAGGACAAGACAACUUAUUGCCGGCUGGAAGAUACGUCUAGAAGAAGGGGAUGAGAAGGUCUUGAAGUGCUCAAGAGAGAAGGAUACACAGUUUACUGACCUCGUCUCAGAGCUCAUGUUUAUUGAAGGAUGCCUGAAGAAGGAAAGGAAGGAGAUCGUUGAGAAGUUAUCCAAGAAGGAUUCCAAGAUCAAGGAGCUGGAGACUACGGUCAGGAAGCAGCAGAGACAGAUUGAUGCUCUGAAUAAAGCCAAUGAGAAGCUCCUUGGAAGCUUGCAUGACAUGAGCCUGGAGUCACCAGACACUUCACCCUUCACCUCACCACGCCCCUCGCCCCCACCCUCACCCAUCCCCGAAUACCAUCCAGACCAAACUCAUGAGAAUGGUAGAGGUGGUCACAACCCUCACAUGGACCAAUUCAUGGAGAUGAGGUCAUCACCUAGACACCGGGCUAGCACGGUGGGGUUCAUGCCUUCCAGACGGCGAAAAGGAUUCCCAAAUGGUUCGAUUCUAGCCACUAACAACAAUGAGCCACCUCAGAACUCACAUCCCCAUCCUCCUCACCGAGUCCGCUUCCAAGAUGAAGUCUUCGAGGAGGAAGAACCAACAGACAGUCAGUUCAGUAUUGAACCAACAGACCCAAGAAUCCGACGGAAGAUCUCACUGCCUGCUUACAGACUUCCCACAGAUGAUGAGGACAGUAUACGAUUCUUCUAACUUGACCUUUCACCUUUGACCCCGGGUUGUUUACAUGAGCCACAUUCCUGUGGAUAAAGUUUAUUUAUUUUACAUGUUCACAGUUAUGGUUAUGAACACAUGUGAUGCGUGAUGCUGUGUUGUUUACACAGUUGUGACUCCUGUUUUCAUAAAAUGAACAGGACAACGGCAAGCUAUCAGUCCAAUGGGCUAUUUUUAUGUAUUUUUGACAAUGACCAUUUUGAAAUUUUUUUAUUUUGUAUUACCCAUACACCGAUGUGU
This is a messenger RNA of Asterias rubens (European starfish), 1943 nucleotides long. RefSeq lists its product as uncharacterized. The coding region runs from base 801 to 1682 and encodes 293 amino acids. The record is from RefSeq and is a predicted model, not a curated record. NCBI's taxonomy places the organism in Eukaryota, Metazoa, Echinodermata, Asteroidea, Forcipulatida, Asteriidae. The transcript has 3 exons.